AUGUCUUUAAUUGGUCCAUCCGGAGAGGCUGCGAUUCAUGAUACCUCAAUAGAACUGUCAGAAGAACCAUUAGAAAACUAUUCCGAUGAGGAACUAAUCGAAAUCUAUGAAAUAAACGAAACAGUCAAUUGGAUCAAAACCAAUGAUUAUCAUAUCAUCGGACUUCAAUUCCCUGAUCAUCUGUUACCGAUCUCAGUUCGAAUUUUUAAAUUACUUAGAUCUAGGCUUCCAGCUUCAAAUGAUGAUAAGGCGGUUGAAAUUUAUCUCAUGGCUGAUACUACUUAUGGUAGUUGCUGUGUGGACUGUUUGGCCGCUCAGCAUGUCGCUGCUCAGGCAAUUGUUCACUAUGGACCGGCCUGCCUUACCACGAUAGCCAAUUUGGCCGUCUACUACGUUUUACCUCGACUACCCUUGGACGAUUCUUCCAUACUUCAAGUCGCAACAGAGCUUUAUUCGGGCUUCAAGGCGUCAUUAGAACGAGACAAAGAUACUGAGGACGGUAAAGAACUUCAGCUUGUGCUAAUGUAUGAUGUUGGUUACCACUGGAAAGUAGGUAAGUCUUUUACUCUUCAUAGCUCGUUUUGUUGCUCACAAAUAAAACAUCUGGACAAACACAGACCAAACGCACCACUGCGGCCCAAUCUUAAUGACCCAACUGUCGAUGUCGACUCACCGGUAAUUGACACAUCCUCCUAUGAUGCAAUCCUCUACCUAGGGCCCUGUUCAAGACGUCUUACCCAUAUUAUGCUCACUCACUCAAGCAUACCGAUCUUUGCACUUGACCCAUCUUCUUCUCCUUUGGCUUGUCAAUCACAAGUCCCAUUAGCCAAAAAACUACUGAUGAAACGUUAUGCAACAAUUCAACGAGCACGUGAUGCUGAUGUCUUUGGAAUUCUGAUCGGUACACUUGGACUGAAACAUGAUCUUGAACUGAUCCAUCGAACAAAAUCACUGAUUGAAAAACAAUUUAAAAAGAAAAGUUAUAUAAUUUCAGUUGGAAAAUUAAAACCAGAAAAGUUGAUUAAUUUUAUUGAAAUCGAAUGUUGGGUUUUGAUUGCUUGUCCUGAACAUUCACUUUUAGAUGAAGGGAUUAGUGUCACUAGAUCAAAACAAUUCAAUGUUCCUGUUAUAACACCAUGGGAACUUGAUCUUGCUCUUAAAGGUUCAUCUUCUAUUCGUCCUAGACAAUGGGAUGGUCAUUAUGUUUUGGAUUUUGAUGGUUUGAUUUCUAUUUGGGAUAAAGAUAGAUGUGAUCCUUUGGUUGGAUCAAAGCAAUCGAAAGACCAGGAUGCUACAGAUGUAUCAGAUGAUGAUGAUGCACCUGUAUAUUCUAUGAUCACUGGUACAUACAAACAUAGAAAGAAAUGGAAUACUGGGACCAGUCAAAACUGUAAGUGUAAAGAAUCUGGUACAUUGACAAUCAGAGAUAAUAAACAGGAAUUAAUUAAAUUGGUGAAUGGAGCAGCAAGUGAAUAUGCAUUAAAUAAAAGAACUUAUAAUGGACUUGAACCUAGGAUCGGACUUGAUCAUCCUAGUCAAAUGGAAAAAGGUAGGUUUGGAAUCGCUCAAGGUUAUGGUGAUGAUCAUGUACCGGGAAAUCCGUGA
This is a messenger RNA of Melampsora larici-populina 98AG31, 1605 nucleotides long. RefSeq lists its product as uncharacterized. The transcript has 6 exons. The record is from RefSeq and is a predicted model, not a curated record. Gene Ontology annotation, molecular function: 2-(3-amino-3-carboxypropyl)histidine synthase activity. Bases 1 to 1605 code for a protein of 534 amino acids. Gene Ontology annotation, biological process: protein histidyl modification to diphthamide. NCBI's taxonomy places the organism in Eukaryota, Fungi, Basidiomycota, Pucciniomycetes, Pucciniales, Melampsoraceae.